Messenger RNA from Cydia pomonella (codling moth), 6499 nucleotides. RefSeq lists its product as uncharacterized. The record is from RefSeq and is a predicted model, not a curated record. Lineage: Eukaryota; Metazoa; Arthropoda; Insecta; Lepidoptera; Tortricidae. The transcript has 7 exons. Gene Ontology annotation, biological process: tRNA methylation. Gene Ontology annotation, molecular function: RNA binding; tRNA (guanine) methyltransferase activity. The coding region runs from base 184 to 4473 and encodes 1429 amino acids.
AAAUCCGCGUGGCCCUUGUAGUUUAGUUUGUCACAGAUGUUCUAUAUUUUGAAAUUGAUAAAAUGUGAAAUAUUUAGAACGAACACUCGCUAAAUAUAUCAAAACUUUAUUACUAACUCGACGAAAUUUGUACGGACAUGUGAGUUAUACGAGGUAAUUUUUAAUGCAAGAAGUUUCAUCAAAAUGAAUACCGGCGACGAAGUGUUGUCCUUCAUGGAUUUACUGGAUUUAGACGAAGAAUUAGUCGACGAGCGACUUAAAACAAUUAUGGUAAGAGAUGAUCACUCCAUAAAACAUCUAACUUGGGCAAUUCAACUUCUAAAAUACAAGCAACUUAUAAAUAACAAGGAGGAGACAGAUUGCGAGAACGACUUGGAAAUUGACUUUGUUGCAAAGUUAAUAAAAUGUGUUAAAGACGAAACUAUUGAAAGUGUGUGUAAAAUAACGAAUAUUGUGCUAAAUUUAAAUCCAACUUCCAUAACAAGCAAAUCAGAACAUUUAUUGCAGCAAAUACUGUCUAACUUGGACUGGAGCCCCUUAAAUUUGAAUUACAACACAGAAGAAAACUUUGAAGACUGUAAAUUACUCAAGCUUGAUUUAUAUUUAAAGCUUUGUGAUAGUAUACUUGAUGCAGUUAUUGAAAAUAAUGAAAAACUCGACUUACCUUUCUUGGAAACACCUCUAGAAAAUAUUCUGCUAAGUAAUAAUGAAAAACUUAAAACCUAUUUCUUGACAAAUACAGUGCCAAGAUUAUUUGAGGCUGUUACUGGGUAUGCUAUAUUAGACAGAAUAUGGAAUUAUUUACAACAGUUAAAAAACGAGGCAAAGCAAACCUCUCUGAAAGUUUUAUGUUGUUUAUCAAACUUCUACUUGCCAAUAGUUGACAACAAAGGAAAAUUAAAAAUUGAAUCAGAAAUAGUUCAUCAUUCUGAAUUCUGGAAUGUGCUAUUACACGGACUGAUGUCAAAUGAUGUAAUUUUACACAAACUCUCAGUUUAUUUGAUGAAACGGUCCAUAGAUUGUAUCUGUAAUAUGAAGACAAAUGUUGAGGUCAGAUCAGGAGAAAAAGUUUUCUUUUCAUGGAAAAUGAAAGAUGAAAACAGCAUGAAACAAAUGUGGAACAACUAUUUUAUAUUAAUAGAUAGCUUAGAGGAAAAACAGAGUAAUAUAGUCCUUCCUUCUUUACAGUUGUUUGCAAGACUUACUGACAUUGGCAAUCAUUGGUUGAAUUGUGUUUAUAAUAUGGGUCUUAAACAUGAUAAUGCUCAAGUUAGGCUAAAAUGUAUUGAGUAUAGACUGGAUGUAAAAAUCAACAAUACUAAAGAAGCAUUUACUCUUUUAGAGGCCCUGAAUGAUUUGAACUUGUAUGACCAUCCAGAAGAAUAUGAAAAACUGAAUUUCAAACUAGCUGAGAAAACAAAAGACUUAAAUACAUUUGGUUAUGUUUUUGAAGCAAUGCCUUUACUGAAAUGGUCACCAGUACCAUUCUUUUAUCUAAGUCGCAUAUUAGCUGAGCUACAUAUUGAAGAUGUUACUAAGGUAAUGCUCCCUGAUAAAGUAACUGAGAUUAUUAAUGAGCUACUUACAUUGCCUUGUAACAAUUUGGCGGCUAGAAAAGCUAUACAUACCAAUAUAUCCCAUUUUGUUGGAAAAUCAUGUAAAGGAUUUAAGUGGCAAGAUUAUGCAAACAUAUACUCUGCAUUUAAAUUUGAUUUGAUAUCAAAUGAGGCUAAGAAGAAGAACCCUCUAUUAUUAGGUAUAAAAAAUAAACUUUCAAUACAUGACAAUAAAAUCUCGUUUUUCAAACUGGUGGGUGAUUCACAUAUGAAUGUUGAAUUUGGAUUAUUGUACCUUGAUAACCAUAAUGAAGAUUUACCAUUGUUUCUUGAAAUAAUUAAUGAAAAAAUAUCAAAAAUAAAUGAUAUUGCUAACAGACAGUAUUCAAAUAAAAUUGAAUGCUUCAAUGAAGCAAUUUAUAUUUCACAUCUCUACAGAAAAACUGUUGACAGAGAAAGUAUAAGUAGAGAAACUAUAAAUUCAAUGUUAACUGAGGAAAUAAAUGUUAUGCUACAGUAUAUUAUGACUCUAAUUGUAAAUGAGGUCAUAUUAACAAUAGAUGAAACCAAACUGUUUUUUAAAGAAUUGAAUUCAUUAUUACAAAAUGAGGUUAAAGAUGAUUUAAAAGAUAUUUUACUACAGUUGUACAAAACAUCAGCAGUAGUUUUAAAAAAUAAAGGAUCUGACUUGAAUAGUAAGGUAUUGUGUACAUUUAUUGUAGCAAAUAUGGCUAACAAUUUGCUACUAAAAAGUAACUACAAGCAUGAAAUGUUCGAUCUUAAGGGAAUCUUAGAAAUAGUAACUAAAUUUGAAUUUGGUGAUAAUAAAAGCAAGGAAAGUAAUGGCAGAUUAAAAAACACAAUUUACGAAAAAUCCUGUGAAAUCAUACAUUAUUUAAUUGAAGAUGAAGAUGACGCUAAAAGAAAUUUGAAAGAUAUAGAUCAGUUUGUAGAGAAUGUUAUUGAGUGUGGUGGAUAUGGCUGUCUCAAGUGGACAUUGAGGAUUGUUAAUAAAUUACUACCACUUCUAUCAGAAGAGACAGUCAAUUUUAACGUUACGCAAUUUAUUCAUAAUGCGUGGAGGGAAAUAGAGGAACUUAAAUCUAAUAACCAGUAUGCACCAUGCAUGAAAGAGUUUAUUGACUUGAUAACUCAAGAUGUUCUUUUAAAGAAUGCAACUUACAAUAAUACCAUUCUGUUCUAUUGUAAUAAAGUUGUCGAAUAUGGUCCAAUGAAAAACACACCGCUUUACUUCUUAGUAAGGACAUUAAACUCUAAAGAUAUUAAUUCUGACUAUGGUCAGGUAGUUUAUGUAUUAUGUGAAAUGUUGCUGUUUUCACCAGUACCGCGGAAAGACCAAAGGAUUGCUGAAAACGUCGCUGUGGACAUUCUCCAUAACCCGGAAUAUGCAGUGAAUCAGGAUGAGACGGGCAUACAUUUCAACUUCCAAAUACAAUUUAACCUAAUUAUAAUUCUUUGCAAGAUCUCAGAUCCUCAAAUUAUCAGAGUAGUUUCGGACUUGAUCAUAGAGAAAAUUAACAAGAUGCUGGUAAAUAAAUGCAUGUACCACGGCCACUCCCAGCCGCAUAGGACUCUGAUGAACGCCGUGCAGCAUUUAUUGCUGAUAUUGGUGUCGAAACCCAUAGGCGUGGAUUUCAAAGAAACAGCUGAUUGGUGCAUGAACUUGUUGGGAAGGAUGCCUCAUCAACCAAGCGUUAGGAUUUGUUUGGAGUGGUAUACCGCCUUGCAUUUAUACAUGAAGCAAUCUAAAAUGGACCAAGAGAUACUCAGUAUUCUUAAAUCCAAGAAAAUUCCGCUCUCAUCCCAACUAAUGAUUUUGUACUGGAUUAUAAAACACAAAAUUUCAAACAGCACAUGUAAAUCAGGAGAGUUCGAGUUUGUCAUGGCGACCCUGUUGUCUCACACUAUGGGCCAAGUCUUUAGUAUACGCCUCUUGUCUCAAUACCUUGCUUCGAAACUUUACCAACAGUGCAACAACAAACCCCAAGAAUACGGAUAUGUAUUCAAUAUCAUCGAAAAUACGUUCACAGAAAGUCGGAAAGACAAAAACUUUCUAAAACUUCAAAAUGAUUACUUUGCUAAUGAGUUUGAUAUAAUCAGAAGUUUGACGCCUUGUUUUAUUUAUUACUUUGUGCCGAGAUACUGCGAAGUCAAUAACAACGAAAAUGUCGAUUUGGAUUACGUGAGAAUUGUUUUAGAUGUUGUAAAAAGUCUAUUAUUGGAAGAAAAAUAUGAUGAUGACUUCAGAAAAGAAUGGAUAGCAAGUUGCAUUUCUGAUGAUGAGGUAUUCAAUCUGAAAUUGUCGAAGAAUGUGGAGGUCAACGAAGUUACCGUGAAUGCGGAAGUUGGAACGAUCCAGAAGAAAUAUGUGCCUUGGAAAAACAUGAAUGAUAUAGAUGUUUAUGAGAUAAAUAAAAAGAGAGAAAGCCCUAGUGACUUGAUAGUAGUGGCAUCCCUUAUCGACAAAUUACCGAAUCUGGGAGGCAUGGCUCGCACCAGCGAAGUAUUUGGCGUGAAGACCUACAUCGUGGAUAGCUUGCGACACUUGCAGGAUAAACAGUUUCAAGGACUGAGUGUAUCGGCGGAGCGAUGGGUCGACAUCGAGGAAGUGCGGCCUGGUGCUCCCCUCAAGGAGUACCUCGUUCGUAAGAAGUCCGAGGGAUACUCCGUAGUAGCAGCUGAACAGACCUCCUCCAGUUGUCAGUUACAAUCGUUCAAGUUUCCCAGGAAAACCUUACUCCUCUUAGGACACGAAAAAGAGGGCAUCCCAUGCGAUCUACUACCGAUGAUGGAUUUCUGUGUGGAAAUUCCGCAACAGGGCUUCGUGAGGUCUCUCAACGUGCACGUGACGGCCGCCAUAUUUGUGUGGGAAUAUGCGAGGCAAAAUUUCCUGUGACGCCAAUUAAUUUAUAUUUUUAUUUACUGUGACACUGUUGUAGUUUUCCUUACAUAUAUCACUUUUUACAGUAUAAAAAACGAGCAUUUAACAGUAUAAGCUAAGGUUACCGUGACGAAGCAUCCAUUCCAUAGUGCUAUUAGCUCUGGUGCUCGAUUCCCACUGCCUAAAUUAAAGAUAUAACAGGUAAAAUUAGCUGCUAUGGGCAUGAUGUCAAACAAUUGUUCGUUUUUAAGGUAAAUUAAAAAUAUUGUUUUGUGUUCCAAAUAUCGUUUUACUUCAUUUCCAAAUCUGAUUAGUAUUCUUAUAUAUAGUCGUCGUUCGAUUUGUAGCUGGCCCUGACGGGCUAAUCCUUUGUCUAUUGUUAAGUAAAACGGCUCAUGAAAAUUGGUAUGAUUGAUCUUUAGGCCAUUUGAAUUUUAAAAAAAUGGAGAGGAGUUAUGACGUCAUUUUUUAAAAGGGGAAAAAUCUUGUUUCUGAACCUAUCGUGUGUAGUAUUGUAUACACUAUACAAAAUAGUCUGUUACUAAACCCUACUAAGUCAAAGUUUAUGAUUUUGGGUAGUAAAAUUCAAAUUUCUCGAAUCUUAGACGGUAGCUCUCAACUCAAUAUUAGAGGCUGAUUGAUAGAGCGAGUAGAAGAGGCCAGAAAUCUUGGUAUAAUAAUGGACAACCAGUUAAGGUUUGAAAAACACGUAGCAGAGUUAGCCAAAUCUUGUUUUUUUAGACUGAAAAUUUUGUAUCAAGUAAGAAACCUUCUAAACGAAUAAGUUCGCUUGACCCUCUGUCAAAGUUGAACUACGGCGAUGUGGUGUACGGGCCUCGUCUGCAACAAAAAACUCGUCGACUAAUACAGCGAGUGCUUAAUGCGUGUCAUCGAUAUUGCUACACAAUUCCUCCACGGAGCCAUAUCACGCCGUUUUUGAACAAGUCUUCGACUUUGAAUAUAGUAUCACGCAGACAUUUACACCUUGCCUGUCUUCUCUUCAGUGUUACAAAUUGCAAGUCACCCGUGUAUCUUCACUCGAAAAUAAUUAUUCCUUCUUUUCACACUCGAUACGGCACAAGAUCUACUCGACGUUGCCUUUUAGCGAAGUACAUCCUCUUAGGACAAUUGUCUUUACCGGUUGUUUCCGUUAUCUUGCGACCAAAUGCUGGAACGAUAUACCCCCGCCUUUGAGAGAGCUACAAUCCAAAAAAUUAUUUAAAUAGUUUUAACAAGAUUCUCCUCGAAGAGCAAACCGCUGGUGUUCCAUACGGCUUUUUGGUCGCAGAUUUCAGAAUCUAACAUGGUGGAGAUGGCAGUCACGAGGACUAGGAGGCUAUUUAAAGUACAUCUGUUGUGAACUUGGAUUCCGACAGAAAACCAGUGCUUUACUCGAAAGAGUGAAGAGUAUCACUGAGCCGUGACCCUUUUGUCCUGCUGCAACGCACACAGUAUGUAGGUUGGUACAUCUAUUUUAUUUUAUUUUUUAUUGAUUAUUUCAUUUUGUGUGUGCUUAUCUCUAUUUUGUUGUCUCAAUUUUCUUUUUUGCCAUUUUUAUUUUGUUUUCGUCAUAAUUUGUGUUUUUGUUACGAUGAUUUAAACUAUUUAUAUUGUGUGUUUUUGCAGCUGCCAAAUAAAUGAUUUAUCUAUCUAUCUAUCUAUUAAAUGAAAGGGCUUUUUAUGCCGAGUAUAUUUUUAGAAUUGGCUUAAAAAGCCUUUUCAUUUGAUACCAUACCACACACGAUAGGAUUCUGACCAAAUAUUUAUUUUUCCUAUACAAAAAAAGAUGACGUCAUACCUCCUCUCCUUUUUAGGGUUCCGUAGCCAAAUGGCAAAAAACGGAACCCUUAUAGAUUCGUCAUGUCCGUGCGUCUGUCUGUCCGUUUAUGUCACAGCCGCUUUUUUCCGAAACUAUAACAACUAUACUGUUCAAACUUGGUAAGUAGAUGUAUUCUACGAACCGCAUUAAGAUUUUCACACAAAAAUAGAAAAAAAAAACAAUAAAUUUUGGGGGUUCCCCAUACUUAGAACUGAAACUCAA